UUGACUCCUAACGGUCCGUUUAUGCUCCUACUAUAUGACUACUCGGUGCGUCCGAAGAGCUUGUCCGUCGUUCUUAUUUAUACCUUCCCUUCAUCUAGUCCCACUCCAACGCUGAAUGCUUCCCCCUGUGUUCCUUCUCUUCCUCUAGAUAGAUUCUUCUUACCACUCGCCCAAGGAUACACAACACUAACUCACAAGCCAUGCCUCCCUCUGCUGCUCCACCAACUGUGCCCAAUGGCAGAGGCGAUGCCGACCUGACCUCUGCUGCCGUUGAGCACAUCAUGGCCGAGAACGGUCUAUCUACCGGGAGCACAAACGGCCACCAACACAUCCACACACCAAGUGGGCACGGGAGUGGCGUGUCUCGUCCGAACCUCCAGGACAUAGAUGCCUCUAAGUUGACCUAUACUUUCACCACGCUAUCCCGUGGCGUCCCGCCCCCCGAUGUCCACUCGAUCGAUGGCGCUACGGUCUGCACCGACCACAUGAUCACCGUUAAAUGGACAUCCAAAUCCGGCUGGGAGACACCCGAGUUGAGACCCUACGGCCCCCUAGCUCUUAUGCCCACCGCUUCCGUGCUUCACUAUGCGACCGAGUGCUUCGAAGGUCUCAAGGCCUAUCGCGGGUUUGAUGGAAAGUUGCGUCUCUUCCGGCCCGAUUGCAACGCUGCCCGUCUCCUCACGUCAUCUUUGCGCAUAAGUUUACCAGCCUUCUCUCCUGCUGAGGUCGAGAAAUUGAUCAUAGCACUGAUGGCUGUCGAUGGACCCAAAUGGCUCCCCCGCGACCGUCCCGGCAGCUUUAUCUACCUGCGUCCCACCUUUAUCGGAACGCAGGCUCAGCUUGGCGUGCAGGCGCCGUCCGAGGCCCUUCUCUACAUCAUCGCCAGCUACAUGCCCAUCCUGGACCGUCCGCCGGGGGGUUUGAAACUUCACACAUCGCCGGACGACAUGGUACGCGCUUGGGUUGGCGGCUUCGGAUACGCGAAGGUUGGCGCCAACUACGGCCCCUCUCUCCUAGCAACCGCAGAAGCCCGUGCCAGGGGAUUCGGCCAGAUCUUGUGGCUUUAUGGUAGCGAGGCCUAUUGCACCGAGGCCGGUGCGAGCAACUUCUUCGUCGUCUGGAAGAACAAGGAGGGAAGGACCGAGUUGGUCACGGCACCAUUAGACGAUAGGCUGAUCCUUCCCGGCGUCACUAGACGUAGCGUGUUGCAAUUUGCUCGUGAGCACCUCGCUGGUGAGGUUGAGGUGGUAGAGAGGCCAUACACAAUUCAGGAUGUGAUAGACGCCGACUCGGAGGGCAGGCUCCUGGAAACCUUCGCAGCUGGUACAGCGUAUUUCGUUUGUCCCGUAUCGCUCAUCCACCAUCGCGGGCAAGACAUCCAGAUUCCUAUGGGCAAGGCGGGUGAAGGCGGUCUAUACAGCCUCAAGCUAAAGAAAUGGCUCGCAGAUGUCAUGUACGGAAACGUUGAACACCCGUGGGGCGUCGUCGUGCAAGAGAGGCGGUAAGCCGGGGACCCCGGCGACGACGACGACGACGACGACGACGACGCGCCGCUGUGGUUGCAUGUCCGUAGACAGCUUCUCUAGUGGGAUACCGAAUCACCUUCCAAGCCAUCCCCGCCGGUCGUACGAACUUCCCAUCCGAUCGCCCCGCGUGCGGAUAUCCUGUACUAUCGCGUGUCACUGGACGAGGAAUGAUUCGUUACUCAGAGGGAGAA
Molecule: messenger RNA, 1717 nt
Organism: Durotheca rogersii
Lineage: Eukaryota; Fungi; Ascomycota; Sordariomycetes; Xylariales; Xylariaceae
Product: branched-chain amino acid aminotransferase
Exons: 2
Coding region: 201-1505 (434 amino acids)
Biological process (GO): L-valine biosynthetic process; L-leucine biosynthetic process
Cellular component (GO): mitochondrion
Molecular function (GO): branched-chain-amino-acid:2-oxoglutarate transaminase activity
Source: RefSeq, a predicted model, not a curated record